AUGAGAAAUUUACAGCUUGGCGGACUGAAGAACAUUGAAGAUUUAAGGAAACAACCCUUCUAUAGGUUUCUCCAUCGUACUUACCUUCUACAUUCAAUUGCUCUUGGAGGUGUACUAUAUGUUGUGGGUGGAUUUCCCUUCUUGGUUUGGGGAGUGGGAGUGAGGACAACAUUUUUUCAUCACGCCACUUUCCUAGUAAAUUCAGUUGGCCACAUGUGGGGAAACAAAGCAUGGAACACCGGUGAUAUGUCGACGAACAAUUGGUGGCUGGCAAUUAUUAUGUUUGGAGAAGGCUGGCAUAAUAACCACCAUGCUUUUGAAUACUCAGCUCGACAUGGGCUGGAAUGGUGGCAAAUUGAUUUUACUUGGUACACAAUAAGAUUUCUUGAAGCUAUUGGACUGGCAACAGAUGUCAAGGUCCCGACUGAAAUUCAAAAGCAACGAAAAGCUACAAAUGGUAGAAUGAUGGCUACUCAAAAUUAGGCUUUGAUUAAGAUUAAUUCUGCU
Molecule: messenger RNA, 507 nt
Organism: Prunus avium (sweet cherry)
Lineage: Eukaryota; Viridiplantae; Streptophyta; Magnoliopsida; Rosales; Rosaceae
Source: RefSeq, a predicted model, not a curated record